AUGUAUCGAUACAGCGACACCCUCGAGUUCGACCUCGCGGUCCUGCUCUUCGUCGUCGUCGUCAUGCCGUGCGCGGUGCUCCUCAUGCAGAGCAAGUCCAAGCUCGCGCGCGCGGCGUCGUUCGCGCUGAUGUUUCUCGCGUUUUUCUACGUCGGCGGGUUCGAGCACUAUCGACUGCACAGGCCGGAGGUCACCGAGGCGGGACUCAAGCGCGCGCUCGUUCCGAACGUCGUCUUGGAGAUGAUCGAGUCCGAGUUCGAGUUGAAGUACCUCCCCAUCGCGGGGUCCGACGCGCGGAUCGCGGAGGCGGUCGAGGACGUCGCCGCGGCGCGCGCGGUCGCGGCGCGAGGCGGCGCGAACGACGCGGAAGAAACCGCCGCCGGCGUCGUCGACGCCGACGACCCUCUGAUCGUGCACUUGUCGCACAAGGGCGCGGGGGAUCGUUUCUUCCGCACCGCGCUGCACGCGCUCGAGGUGAACACGUGCGGCGGCGCGGGCGCGAACGGCACGGACGCGAGCGGCGCGGGGGCUUCGACGAACGACGACCGGUGCGUGCGGUGGUGCAGCGGCUCGGAGGAAAACUUCAGGCAAGACGUGCACUCGUUCACGUUCGAAUCCCCGAUGCCGCGAUCGAUGCGACUGCUCGGGCGCGACUACCGCGCGGUCUUCGUCGUUCGCGACCCGCGCGACCUCGUCGCUCAGGCGUACUUGGAGCACCUGGAGACGUCCGCGGCGUGGGCGCGGUUGCCGAGGGACGAUCUCCACGGCGACUCGUUCCAGUCGCGUCUUCGCGCGAUGUCCGCGGAGGACGGCGUCGACCUCGAGAUCGAUCGCUUCACCGCGUCGAUAUCCCUCGCGCUGAACUUCCAGAGGAUGUUCUUAGGUCACGGGCGCGCUCUGGAAGGGAGCCACGACAACGCCGUCGGCGAGUUCGCGCGAAGCAUGCGCGCGUUCGCGACGGCGGCGGACGACGGCGUGCGUUUCGUGCGCUUCGAAGAUUUGCUCGCGGCUCGGCCGGAAGGGUUCGAGCUCCUCGGUCGGUGGUUUGGUCUGUCCGACGGCGCGGAGUUAGACGCGUUCGUGAACGCGUGCGGGAGAGCGCAAGUGGAAGCGCUCGGGCUCGGUUUGGACGACGCCGCGGUCGAUGGGGAGAAAGAGAAAGCGCGGCGCGUUCCCGAGGACGGGGAGAUUUACUGCGACGGCGGCGGGUGCGCGGAGUCGUCGCACCUCCUCCCUCCCGGGGCGUGGAAGGAGCACUUCUCGGAGAGAAACGCGCAGAGGUUCGAGAAAGAACACGCGACGUUGCUGCGGAGCAUGGGGUACCUCGCGUCGUCGGAUGGUGGAAGCACCAUCGCCGCGGUGUGA
This is a messenger RNA of Micromonas pusilla CCMP1545, 1365 nucleotides long. RefSeq lists its product as uncharacterized. The record is from RefSeq and is a predicted model, not a curated record. The transcript has a single exon. The coding region runs from base 1 to 1365 and encodes 454 amino acids. NCBI's taxonomy places the organism in Eukaryota, Viridiplantae, Chlorophyta, Mamiellophyceae, Mamiellales, Mamiellaceae.